Molecule: messenger RNA, 3684 nt
Organism: Kickxella alabastrina
Lineage: Eukaryota; Fungi; Kickxellomycota; Kickxellomycetes; Kickxellales; Kickxellaceae
Exons: 3
Coding region: 302-3544 (1080 amino acids)
Biological process (GO): signal transduction; actin cytoskeleton organization
Cellular component (GO): cytoplasm
Source: RefSeq, a predicted model, not a curated record
UUUUUAUUCUAAUUGGCCCUUGCUUAUAUCUUUUUUAUAUUCUUCUAUUUUACAGAUUUAUCGCCAGUAAUUCGGUUGUCGUCGCCAAUUUUUAAUUCUUUUUUAUUCUUUUUUCUAUCGUUUAUAUAUAUAUAUUUUUGCUCGAAUUCGCAAACAAAUUGGACUAAUUUCGACAUCUUUAUUUCUUCAUUUAUAAUUCCAUCUCUCUCUCCCUCUUUCCAUUUUUGUUGCAUUUCUCUUCUGUACUUGAUAUUAUUUUCUCUAAUUCUAUUUAUCCAGCUGUUUAUCACUCGUCUCGAUAAUGGCCGACACAAUCAAAGCGCCGGGAAACGCGGAGACUUCUUCGGCUCAGCCCUUACAGCUUACAGAUGGAACGUCCAUCGAGGCACCCGUAGUGCCUGCGGCCAAGAGCUCUGUUGUCACUGUUGUCGCACCCGGCCCGUUGGCAUCCUGCGUUCGGUGUUCCCAACCAAUCGGCGACCAGUGGGUGCCCUUCAUGGAUACGGUCUGUCACCCGCAGUGCUUUUGUUGCGAAACUUGUGACGACAACGUAGAGGAAAAAUACUGCGUCUUGGAGGACGCUGACGGCAAGAACCACCUGCUCUGCGAAAAGCACUACUUUGAGCGCACCAACAUGGUCUGUCACAAAUGUAAAUCGCCGCUGGAUACGACGUAUGUGCAUGCCAUGGGCCGGAAAUAUCACCCGGACCACUUUACGUGCACGGCCUGUCCGACGAUAUUUGGGCCCGAAGGCACCUACUAUGAGCACGAAAACGAGGCCUACUGCCUGCACCACUACACUUACCUUGUGGCGCGAAAGUGCGCCGGCUGCCAGCAGCCCAUAAUGAAGCUCUUUUUGCAGAUGAGCAACCGCGGGGUCGAGGAGCAUUGGCAUCCGGAGUGCUACAUGAUUUACAAGUUCUGGAACGUCCGGAUAUGUCCCAGCAUGUAUGUGGGCGCCAGGGGCCGCGUCAACAAGCAGUUGCUGAAGCCACAUAAUUUUGUGAGCGAGCAGCAGAUUUAUCAGAUUUGGACAGUGCUGUCAUCGUUCGAGGAGUCCACUGCCGCGUGCAUCUCGGACAUGCUUUUGCAGGUAUCGGGGGGCCAUUAUUUGGAAGGCCUGAGGCAGGCCGAGAGGUUCAUCAUGCACGUUGACGUGCUGUUUGCAUCUAUCGAUGAUCUCGAGGACGAGCUGUCACACUUUGACGAUUCAACCGGCCUGCAGCAUACACGCGAGCCCAAGCUGCUAUGCAAAAAGAUUGUCAGCUUCUUCUCUGUGCUCUCGCACACGCAGAGUAACGAGUCCAACGGCCUCACGCAAGAGUUGCUCUCCCUGGUAACCAGUCUCGCGCACUAUCUUAAAGUGCUCACGCGCGUGGCUCUCAAGGGCGCGCUCAAGGCCCAAACCGAGUACAAAUGCCCGUCCAGCAUCAAGGCGCUUCUCUCCAAACUCACCGAGACCUCUGAUCGGCAGAAAUGGGCGCUCUUCCGGCUGUCCUACCAGGAGACCGACAUCACCAGCGACCUCUGCACAUCGUGCCACAGCGCCGUCGAAACCGAGUGCAUAGAGCACUCGAGACGCCGCAAGCGCUGGCACCUGUACUGCUUCACGUGUGUGGUGUGCCAGAGCGAGAUGCAGCAGUUUUAUCCGCAGUCGGCCUUCGAUGACCGGGGAGUCUACUGCCCUGGGUGCGCGCAGAAGCAUGGUGUGACCAGCGGUGGGUUCAAGUUUGUGUCGCAGCUGGAGCAGUACUCGUUCUUGAUGCGCGUCGCGCUGAAGCGGCUGUAUGGGCUGCUCAAGAUGAAGAAUGCUGUGGAGAACCCCAGCGCCAUGAGGUACAGGAAGGGCGAGAGCAAUGUCAAGGAGUUUGCCAGCGGUGGGAUCGCCGACGGAUACAGGAUCAUGCCGCCGCCAUUGUCGGGCGCAGCAGCAGCACAGGGGGAACAGAAGGUGGCACAGGACUCAGCCAACAGGGAGUUUGACGCGGCGCUGGAAAAGCUUGACAAGUUUGAGAUUCAGCCAACGAGAGCCGCGGCCCUUGGGUCUGCUGGUGAUCCGCAGAUUGGCGAUCAGAUGGCCAAGCUGGCGCUCACCGACGCGUCGCCAGCGGCGGCCAAUGCGGAAAUGAUGUGCGCUGUCAAUGCCGCGGUCAAGGAGGCCAAGAGCGACAACAACGUGCAUGUGGUUGAGGCUAACUCGCCAGAGCCGCCGCAAGUUCUCGCUGACCGACGCAAGCCGCGCAUGGCGCACGCUACGGUGCACACAAUGAAGGCGCGCAUGGAGAACCGCGGAUGCGCGUCGCCGCCCUCGCCGCAGGUGCCGCAGAUGCGCCGUGCCGGGCAGAUUGCCAACCCACUGCUGCCUCAACAGCAACAACAAGCACUACAGCAGCAGCAGGUUAAACAGCCGCAGACCAGCAGCGACGAGCACAGGGUGGCCAACGAGGCCGAGACCGUGACCAAGGUCAAGAGCAUGCUGAGCCGACCGCACACCAUGCGGUUCGGGUCUGACCUCAACACAGCCGAGCUGUUCUGCGCAAAGCACGUGGCGGUGUCGCGGCUGUCGGCGCUGCUGGGCGGCGGGCAGAGCGAGUUCUCGCAGGCCGACCUCGUGGCGCUCAUUGGCGCGCCCAAAAAGACGUCUGCCGUAGGCAUGUGGUCGCGGCUCAAGACCAAUCUGAAGAAGAAGGACGGCACUGGGGGCGGCAAUGUUGGCAGCGGACAGGGAGGGCAGGGCGGAAAGGACCGCAUGCGCAUGGCCACAUUCGGCGUGCCUCUGGAGAUGCUCAUGGAGCGGCAGGGCGUCGAGACCGAGCUGGGCGCGCACGGCAAGCAGAAUCUGCAGGUGCCGCAGUUCUUCGAGCUCAUGCUCACCACACUGUCCUCCAUGGACCUGGCCGUCGAGGGCAUUUUCCGCAAGAACGGCAACAUCCGGCGGCUGCGCGAAGUCACUGACUCUGUAGACAAGGACUACGCGCGCGUGGACCUCACCAGGGAGACGCCUGUGCAGCUCGCCGCACUGCUCAAGAAGUUUUUGCGCGAGUUGCCCGAUCCGCUGAUCCCCUUCCGCAUGCGGCGGCUGUUCCUGGCCAUCAGCAGCAUUGCGCAAGCGUCCCGUCUGGAUGCCUUCCGCUACGCCAUUCUCCUUAUGCCACAGACCAACCGUGAUAUGCUCAAUGUGCUAGUGACGUUCCUCAACUGGGUCGCCACCUUCUCGCACGUCGACGAGCAGACUGGGUCUAAGAUGGACGUGCCCAACUUGGCUACCGUCAUUGCGCCCAACAUCUUGAAUGCCGACGUGAAGGAACCGACUAGAGACCGCGACGACACGUUCUCGUAUGAGGCCUGCGCUGUCGUGCAGCAGUUUAUGGAGGCCGGCGAGCUUCUGUGGUUGCUGCCCGAUGCUGUUAUUGCCUUUUUGCGGGAUAACUCGACUGAGUUUGCCGAGGGCACGUCGGAGCUCAAUACGAAGGAGCUGCUCCGGCGCUGUGAGCGUCAGGUCCAGGGAAGCGCGCCUGCGCAGGCCUUGGCUGAUGUGGAGUAGAGUAGAUCGAACGGCUUUCAAUUGCACUACAAAAUUAAAAAAAUAUUUUUAUCACUUUUUUUGUUGGGCCCUGCCUUUUUUCCGUUGGGAUUAAUGCAUUGAAAUAAAAUCCGAAUCGACGCCACAGUUUUGGCUACUGG